AUGAGGCUGAUUAUCCGCGACGAUGCCGAGGCAGCCAGCGCCUACGUAGCCAACUACGUCGUUGACCGCAUCAAGCACUUCAACCCUACCCCGGCGCAUCCCUUCGUGCUUGGCUUGCCUACGGGAAGCAGUCCUCUCGGUGUAUACAAGAUCCUUGUUCAGAAGUACAAGGCUGGAGAGAUCUCUUUUGAAAAUGUCAUCACCUUCAACAUGGACGAAUACGUCGGCAUCCCCCGCGACCACCCAGAAUCAUACCACUCCUUCAUGUGGAAGCACCUCUUCUCCCACGUAAACAUCCACCCCCAAAACGUAAACAUCCUCAACGGCCAAAACCCAAACCUCGAAGCCGAGUGCGUCGCCUACGAGUCCAAGAUCAAGGCCGUCGGCGGCAUCGACCUCUUCCUCGCGGGCAUCGGCGAGGACGGCCACAUCGCCUUCAACGAGCCCGGGUCGUCUCUCGCCUCCCGCACCCGCGUCAAGACGCUCGCCUACGACACCAUCCUCGCCAACUCGCGCUUCUUCGGCAACGACGUCGACCAGGUGCCCCGUCUGGCCCUCACCGUCGGCGUCCAGACUGUGCUCGAGGCGCGCGAGGUCGUGGCGAUUAUUCUGGGAGCGAAGAAGGCGCUUGCGCUGCAGAGGUGUAUCGAGCAGGGCGUGAACCACAUGUGGACGCUAUCGAGUCUGCAACUGCACCCUCACCCCAUGAUUGUCGUCGACGAGGAUGCGACGCUUGAGCUGCAAGUCAAGACGGUCAAGUACUUCAAAUCCAUCGAAAAAGUAGCCCGCGAACAAGGCUUCGAACAAAUCCUCCCCUCCAAAAUCCGCACCGGCCCUUCCCCGCCCCCGAUCCCGAUAACCCGCAUCGACGAGGUCGACACCCCCACCAUCCUCCACCCGCAGCCCACGACCUCGCGCCUGCUCCGCGCCUCCCCGGCGACGGAGUACCCCGUCCGCUCGCGCUCCACCUCCCCAGACAUCGAGCUCGUCUUCGAGAGCAUGGGCUCCCGCACAAAGUCCCCCUCGGAGCAGCAGCUCCGCGCCGUGACACCCGAUCUCGUUACCGACAGGAUGGCGGAGCGGAUCCCGGGGGUUCCUGCUGCGGUUACGGGACGGUUGACGCCGAAUCCGGAGAAGCAGCAGCAGAAGACGUCGACGUCCAUUAGUAGGUCUGCCACGCCGGAGUUGGUUCCGGAUCGUAUGGCGUCGAGGAUCCCUGAGCCUGCGCUGGCGAGGCGUUUGACGCCGAAUCCGGAGCAGCAGAUGAUGUCGCGGGUCAAUGCCGUCGGUGCUUGA
This is a messenger RNA of Colletotrichum fioriniae, 1296 nucleotides long. The record is from RefSeq and is a predicted model, not a curated record. NCBI's taxonomy places the organism in Eukaryota, Fungi, Ascomycota, Sordariomycetes, Glomerellales, Glomerellaceae.